Molecule: messenger RNA, 2542 nt
Organism: Procambarus clarkii (red swamp crayfish)
Lineage: Eukaryota; Metazoa; Arthropoda; Malacostraca; Decapoda; Cambaridae
Product: transcription factor 21-like
Biological process (GO): sensory organ development; axon development; positive regulation of transcription by RNA polymerase II
Cellular component (GO): nucleus
Molecular function (GO): E-box binding; protein dimerization activity; DNA-binding transcription factor activity, RNA polymerase II-specific
Source: RefSeq, a predicted model, not a curated record
GGCUGGCGUCCUUCGUCGAGGUGAUACGUGUUGCGCUGCUCCUCUCCGUCUCCCUCACUCGCGUACACUCGAUACAGACACGCCUCCUGGAAGAUAAGGCUUAGGCUACUAACACAGUGGUGCUAUAACGGUCUAUAGGAAGUGAUGCGCAGUUAUAUAGCCUAGUGCCCAGUUGUUCUUCGCGGACAUUAUAACACUAGAAAGAUAUCUGUCAAUGAAGAUGGCCAAAAUAGAGAAACAAGUGGGCACUCAAGAGGGCGGGGGUGGUGCAGUGGAUGAUAACAACAAUAAUAAUAACAAUCAGAACAACACAGAAAGUACCAACACAGCGUGUAGUUCCGGAGUGAAGUACCAGCUGCGACCUCGAACUCUCCUCCCCCGGCGUCGGUGUGACAGUGAGUGGAGUCUUCAGGACACCCUGCGACACAAGCAGCGGCCGCCGCCACUCUCCAGGUACCGCAGGAAGACCGCUAAUGCCCGGGAGAGGUACCGCAUGCGGCAAAUUAACACCGCUUUCGAGAGUCUGCGAGGCGUACUGCCGUCGUGGGUGUGUAGUCGACGAGCCGCUUCUGAGAUGACUAAGAUUACCACGUUGAGGCUGGCCUCCGCGUACAUCAGAUCUCUCCAGGACAUCCUGGACGGUAAUGCCCAUCAGGACACCUGCUCGUGGGUCCUCUCAAGCAUCCUGCAGGACGCCUCCAAUCUCCAGGAGUCGCAGCCAGACCUAGGUCCUGGAAGUCAGGGCAAGACUCAGCAAUCCCUUGUUCAUACGACGUCAGAUCCAGACUUUGUUACUUUCCUGUGCGCGUCAGACUCUGGGGUCUUCCAAGAUAGCAUGGAGUCUUUCUCAUACCUCUCACCCAUGUCUGAAACUGAAGCUGUAGCACUUCUCCUGGGGAAUGAGCCUCAGUCUCGACCCUGGACUGAGGGUCAACAUUCCCCACUUGUGUCAUGAUCUCUACGAGAAAGGAAUCGUGAAGGUUUUGAUGUAUACUUAGGACUGAUUCCGUACCAACAGUAUUCAUUCCCGCUGGUAUCGUAAAGUGAUUUAUUGAACAAGCGAAGUAAGAGAUUUUUGGUGAUCGAGUCUUGAUAUGCAUGAAUGACACGGUACAGCUUGAACGCCGGCUUAGUGAUCUUUACGAAAAAGGUCUCUGCCGUCCCGGUCGAGGACGACCUCAGACCUGUUACUGGACCCGAGUCCACUACCUGCAGGUUUUCUGGUGCCAUAAACGACCAGCGGGAUCCUUCUGCUGGAGUUAAAGUGUGAUAAUGUAAGUAGUUCGUACUUGAAAAGCAAAAAUAAUUUGCCGUCUGUGGUGGAGUUUUCCGGUAUACGUAAUGCUAUCAUGUUAUGCUCCUGUGAGUGAAGUUGUCGAGGAAGACUUUCAUGAAAGAUAAGUCAACAACAAGUGCAAACAAAUAUUUUAGAUAUAUAUUAUAUAUACAGUAAAUGUAUAUAUACAGAGAACCUAUUAUAGAUAACUUUUCAUUUACUCAUAUGAGGAGUAUAAUUUCGAAAAUAAAAUGAAUAAAGUGAGAUGAAUGUGUGCUUUGAACACAAGUGUAAUAACAGAAUGACUUAUGUCAUUGGUGUAACUCAGAUUCAUAGUGAAGCAAGUGUUGUUACGGAAGUGUAUUGACCAGUGACGUAAUACACAGUGACUUACACCCAUGUUGACCAGACUAGAGGAACGUCGUCCCUUCACUAGAAAGUGAAGGGACGACGACGUUUCGGUCCGUCCUGGACCAUUCUCAAGUCGAAGUAUGCAGACUCCUCGUCUGCAUACUUACAUCCAUCAUGUGAUAAAAACUAUAUGUGAAAUGUGAAGAACAGAAAUCAAAUACUAUUGUUUAAAAAAACUUUAAUUAAAUUUCUAAUUGCUCUACUACAGUGAGAUUGUAGUGCUCGACAUAAGGAGAACAAUUGCAUAGACAAUUUGUGAAACUGAUCAUCAUUUGUAUAUGAUGAAUUUUACGCGAAUUUCCAAUAAAUGAAAAAUGUUAAUCCAUCUGUAUUAACGACAUACUAAACAUAUGUCGUUAAUUAACGACAUAUUAAUAGUAUGUCAUUAACGUCGUAUAACGUCAUUAAUAACGGACGUAUUAACGACAUACUAAGUGUAGUUGUUCACAGUAUAUGUAGUGAGAAUUACAUUAUUUCAAUGGUCUAAUUAUUUAAAUCAGUUAUUUAUUAUUCUGCUGAGCGAUAGUUUGUUUUUUCAGCCUUGAACUAGAUACUCUGUUAGUCCGAGACCUGAACCUUUGAGAUGUUUCUCUACGUUUACUAUACGGCUGAGACGCCAUGUAGAAGUCAAACUGAACUAUAAUGUCAUGUAGAAGACAAACUGAACUGUAAUAACAUGACUUUUACAAGCUAGAUGAGAUUGCAUUCUGUAAAAGCAUGUAAAUGACUCCUUUGCACACCAGAUGCGAAUUACCUUGAAUAACUAAAUUGUAAUGACUUUCAAACUAAAUACAAAUGCUAAACCAUUAAAUAAAAAAUACACCAAUGUAUUAAACGUUAAAGGAAUUUUUGUAA